AAGACAUUAUAUAGUGUCCAUGCAAGCACAAGACAACACAAGCAAAUCUCAUUGAAUAGCUAAAAUUUGGUUGAAGCUUAGCUAACAAUGGCUACUCUGACCCAAUGCACGCUUUGGAAUGGAACAGAGAGCUCUGCGAACUUGGAAUUCUCGAUCUACGAAGGUGCUAAGGAAGACAUUACAAUGACCACACUCAGUUCAUUUGAGCAGUCCAUCAAUUCCAUGGCCGGAGGUUUGGUUUAUAAUAUCGGAACUAAGAUUAAGUGGAUUGUUGCUUGGACCAAUGAUGGAAAGGUGUGUACUACUAUCAAGAAAUGUGACGAGUCGGUUACCUGGUCUAAAAUCAUAACCCAACUUCAGCCCCACGAUAGCACCCACGCUUUUCAGGGAUACACAUCAAAGGUUAAUGUUGAGAUGAAUACUAAUGGUUCAUUAACCUUGGAGGCCAAACUCCUUGUCUAAUUUUAACCUGCAUGGUUGGUGUGGUGUGUCAGGCUGUCGAAAUUAAAUAACAAUAUGGUAGUUGUUUACAUAUUAACUGCACUACUAUUUUAUUUUAGAUUUGUAUGUAAUGUAUUUAAAUAAAUUUGAAAAGCUAGGGUUGCUUUUCCUACUAGCUUUAGCUAAUGAAUAAUGCCUGCACAGUUUGUCGGUUUUUUGUUUGUCAUAAAAAAUGUUUAAAAAAAAAAGGUAUAUGCAUCCUCUCUUAAUAGGUAUAAUUAUUUGUAUGUAUUUAAAUAAGUGGCAGUUGCCGAUUGAGUUUUAGUUUGAUUGGUAUUAGUAUUAUUUUCAGUGUAGGAGGGUGUGGGUUUAAGUGCGCUGAAGCGCGUUAUCCUUCUGUUUAAAGAUUGAGAGGGGAUAUGAAUUAUUUUAAGUAUUGCAUAAAAAAAUAGAUAUAAAAAUCUAUAAUGAAAUUAAUGUUUACACUUA
Gossypium arboreum is the source of this 930-nucleotide messenger RNA. RefSeq lists its product as uncharacterized. Bases 88 to 462 code for a protein of 124 amino acids. Lineage: Eukaryota; Viridiplantae; Streptophyta; Magnoliopsida; Malvales; Malvaceae. The record is from RefSeq and is a predicted model, not a curated record. The transcript is spliced from 2 exons.